Messenger RNA from Trichoplax adhaerens, 1116 nucleotides. RefSeq lists its product as uncharacterized. The transcript is spliced from 15 exons. NCBI's taxonomy places the organism in Eukaryota, Metazoa, Placozoa, Uniplacotomia, Trichoplacea, Trichoplacidae. Gene Ontology annotation, molecular function: SNARE binding; guanyl-nucleotide exchange factor activity. The record is from RefSeq and is a predicted model, not a curated record. Bases 1 to 1116 code for a protein of 371 amino acids. Gene Ontology annotation, biological process: early endosome to late endosome transport. Gene Ontology annotation, cellular component: tubular endosome; late endosome; transport vesicle.
AUGGGACAUUUUACCAAUGUAAAGUCAGCUCAAGAAAAGUGUUUCACCAUAUGUAUACCUUGUAGCAAUUCACUCGGCCAAACUACGAAGUUUAGCAAAGCAUUUGUUGAUCUACAUAUUUUAAAACCCUCUCCUUACGUGCAAGGGCAAUAUUAUGCUACGGACGGAUCUAACAAGAUUAUAUUUAAUAUAAAAUUAAACACGAUCCAGGUUAUAUCUGGUUUUCAGAAAGGUUUCGAGACACAGAUUAUUGGUGAAGAACUAGGGUACAAUAAGAAAUUUGAGCAAUAUCGAUUCCUGCUGAUCGAACAGCCACUUGAUCCGAACUUUAAGAUAUCUUCAAGCAAUGGUGAUCAAGAUUCAAUAUUAGAUAAAUUAAAGCCUGUUGAAACGCUGAAAGAAUGCUAUGAUUUUUUAUUCGAAUUUUCUGAGCAUAAAGAGGCAAUGCUGGAGCUUGAUAAAGGUAUUUAUACAUUUCUUACAAGCUAUGUAGUGGUUGUUGGCUACUUGGACCAUGCGGCCAAAAAAUUGAGAUCUCUAGCUGAAAAUUGCGAAAAGCAAAUUCUUGAAAGAAAUCAUCAACUAGCUAUAGAUAGAAGAUUAAAUGAUAAACUUAGGAUAUCACUUGAAAGCUACAUUUUAAAUCAAGUGCACGACCAACUAUUUAAAGUUGUCAGUAAGGCUUGCAAAAAUGAAUGUGCCCAAGUAAUUAAAAAAUGUGAAGGCAACCCGAAUAUUGAUGGCAAAGCUUUGAGACUAGAUCCUAAAUUCUGUUGCCCACUUAACUCAGCGGAUACAGUUAUAGCUGACGUAAAUGCACAUCGUCGUGUAAAGGAUGACGGAUUACUUGUCUUUCGCGAAGGGCAACAUAAGGAAGGAGUAACAGUAACAUCAGAUGAACUUAUUUCGCUAUUGGUUGUCGUGAUUAUCCGCUCCUCGUAUGAGAGUCUACCAAGUCAUAUAAAGUUCAUUGAAACUUUUCAUUGGACAGAAUUUCCAAAUUCUGAAAAUAAUUACAGUGUUGUCACAUUUAAAGCCGCUUUGAGAUUUAUCCUUAGUGAAACUUUCGAUCAAACGAUAAGACCAUCACUGGAACCAGUAUCCUUAGAACGUUAA